Molecule: messenger RNA, 1995 nt
Organism: Cercopithifilaria johnstoni
Lineage: Eukaryota; Metazoa; Nematoda; Chromadorea; Rhabditida; Onchocercidae
Source: the annotation of a GenBank genome assembly
AUGAACAGGAAUCAGUAUAAGCAAAAUAAACAAAAUACAUAUAACAUCGACCAGUGUCCUAUAGCUAAGAAAAAAUUUCGUCGUGGGGAAUUACCCGUCAAUGGAGUUCAUUUACAGCUGGCAAAAGUGAUAAGAGAAAAUGGCAUUUCAGUCAUUGUUGGUGAAACUGGAAGUGGUAAAAGCACUCAGAUUCCCCAGAUUUGUUACGAUGAAGAUUUGAUCGGUAGCGGUAUCUUAGCUGUUACACAGCCACGGCGUGUUGCUGCAAUUACACUUGCGAGACGUGUCGCUUUGGAAAUGAAUGCAAACCUUGGUGAAGUGGUUGCCUAUAAGGUGAGGUUCGAAAACACCACAAGUAAUAAAACAAAGAUUGUUUACGGCACAGAUGGUAUUUUUUUACGCGAGACAUUUUAUGAUUCAUUACUCACACAUUAUUCUAUUGUAAUUGUCGAUGAAGCUCAUGAACGUUCCUACAUCCAAUCCAUUGAAAUUGUAAUCAUGUCGGCUACAUUGGAAACUAACGUUUUUUCGGAAUAUUUUGACGAUGCACCAGUUUAUAUCAUACAGGGAAGGACCUAUCCAGUCGAAAUUUUUUAUGCAAAUUCAUUGGAUAAAAAAGACGAUGAUUAUGUGUUCAAUGUUUUGACGGUAGUUUUACAAAUUCAUCGUACCGAACCACUGAGCUCCGACGUGCUGGCAUUCUUAACUGGGCAGGAAGAAAUUGAAACAGCUUGCAAGAAAGUGCAGGAAGCUUCGAAACUUCUGACUGGUGGCUUGGUAGCUCUCCCACUCUAUGCCGGCCUUCCACCAUCAGCACAGAUGCGGGUUUUUGAACCAGCUAGUACACCAUACACGCGGAAAAUUAUUUUUGCUACGAAUAUAGCGGAAACAUCUAUUACCAUACCCGGUGUACGAAUUAUAGUUGAUAGUGGAAAAAUAAAAGUGAAAACCUUUCUUCCGGAUCGUCAUAUCGAUAUUCUUCGUGUGGAAAAUAUUUCACAAUGUUCAGCAACCCAACGAGCUGGUCGUGCUGGACGUGAAGCACCGGGAAAAUGUUAUCGGCUGUAUUCGGAAAAACAUUUUCAUUCACUCUCCAAAAUGACAGUUCCGGAAAUUUUGCGGUCCAAUUUAGCAGUGAUACUGCUGGAGCUAUUGCGUAUUGGUCUACGACGAAUAAAAUCAUUGGCUUUGAUUUCAAAUCCAAAAAAAGAAAGACUGGAAGCUGCUGAAAAACAUCUUCGCUUACUGGAUGCAGUGAAGCAACCUGAUAAAAAAGGUAGAUUACGACUUACUGAAAUGGGCACAAGAUUAUCAUCAUUUCCGAUUGAUCCAGCUUUUGCACGUGCUCUGUUGGCAGCUUCACAGAAUGAGUGUUUAGAAGAAGUUUUAACAAUCGUGGCAUUUAUGUCCACUGAUUCCGUUUUCAUCAGUUCAGCAAUGAGUCGUGAACAAACAAACUUAUCGAAACGUAAAUUUGAAGCACCCGAAGGUGAUCACUGCACCCUACUGAAUGUUUAUCGCGGAUAUCGUUUAGCUCGAAAAGAAAAGAAACUAGAGGAAUGGUGCGAAGCAAAUCAUGUCCAUCAGCGAUUACUUAAUACUGUUUUUAAAAUUCGAAGACAGCUGCGUGAUAUUUGUUCAAAAAACUCAUUGAUUUUUCGUUCGUGCGGCACUGAUACUGACAAACUCAGGAAGACGCUUUGUCAGGGUCUUUUUAUGAAUGCUUGUGUUUAUGAGAGAUCACACGACCGUUACAAUUUGUUGAUAUCACCUGAAACCUCAUUAAAAAUCCAUCCUUCCUCUUGUUUGUCUCGUUCGAGGCCAACGGCCUUCAUUUUCUCAGAUCUCGUUCGAACAAAUGAAUUGUACGCUCGUGAUAUCACGAUAAUUAAUCUCGAAUGGGCCAAAGAGCUGCUUGAUUCAAAGAAGACGGUACUCAAUAUGUUUCGCGAUAAAAGAUUCCAUUCGGUGAUUCAUCCGUAUAAAAUAGAAUAG